This is a messenger RNA of Colletotrichum truncatum, 231 nucleotides long. RefSeq lists its product as uncharacterized. The record is from RefSeq and is a predicted model, not a curated record. NCBI's taxonomy places the organism in Eukaryota, Fungi, Ascomycota, Sordariomycetes, Glomerellales, Glomerellaceae.
AUGAACGCACCUAUCCAGUCUCCUUCCCGCCAGGCCUCCAUGUCCUCGGCAACAUCGUCAUCGACGCAAGAGUCGCCCAUGAACCAGAUGGCGCCCCCACCCCAGGCCCCCGGCGGCCAGGCUCCCUCAACCGAGGCCUUCCUCCGCGACUUCACUCUCGUUGCCGAGGCCGCAAAACGUGCCCAGAUGGCCGUCAUGAUGCGCGACUUCGAGGCUUGCGGUCUGUCGUAA